AUGUCAGCACAAGCCAGCAGAGAUAAUCCAUCUACCUCUCCAAUAGACCUUCAGCAGCUUCGCAAUGAAGUCACCCAAAUAUCAGAGCAGCUCGCUUCUCACAGCAGCCUUUUAAAAGAAUUCAAUGACCUGAUUACCAAGAAAAAACGUUUCAGAACUGAUCCUUCUCCUAUCAUAACAACUCUUAAACAAGAGUUCAAGGCAGAAUUUAUGGAAGACACCAUGAGAUUAUUUACUUCACUAGAAGAGCAGCUUAAACUGAUGGAUUCUAACGCAGCGUCUUCCAAUUCAAAAUUCAACGAUGCUAUUAUUGAGCUGAGAAGACUAACAGACUCAGUUAAUGCCAAAGCAAAUUUGUUGCAGGACCAAGCCAAUAAUUUGAGGGAUGUUUCAGGGUCUUUAAGCGACGAAGUGCUUUAUAUAGCAAAUUUAUGUAAAAUUGUUAAUAAUUGUUAAUGAAAAUAAUUAUAGCAAUGCUUGAUAAAAUAAGGAUAUGAAAGAUGUUCUUGCUUUAAAAGCAGAAAUUAAAGACCUUGACAAUUUAGAUCAUAGGGUUGAUACUUUUACACCUCUGGAAAAUUUUGUGAUUUUAGAAGGAACUGUAAAACAGCUGGCUUAUCGUAGUGAAGUUGCCAAAAUUAAUGAAGAAAUAGAAAUAAUCCAGGACAGGCUUAAUUUGUUACCGACAGCUGAUAAGGUAAAAGAGUCUUUGGAAAAAAUUAACGAUGAGCUGAGGGGACUGAUAAAUUUGAAAAUGGACUGUGAAGCUUAUGAGACUGCUGUUUUUAUGAUUAACAAGAAGCAGGAUGUGUUUGAAAAUAGGAUAGAUGCUAUAUUGCUAAAAACUUCUAAUUUCCCUUUUUGUUUAGCGAGCAAAACAUAGAAAAAUCGUAUUUUUAGGAAAAUCAACCCAUGCAAUUAUUUUUUUUAUAUAAAUAACUAUCUAUAGAAUAUUUUAACAUGUAUUUAAUCUUUAUAAUAAUAUAUAUCUCAAGCUAGUUUAAUAGAAUUUUAAAACUGUGCGUCCUAAAAAACUAUUUAUAUAACUUAAAUAAGAUUUUUUAAAAUUGGGUUUUUAAAAUUGAAAAAUUUUUUUAUAAAGAAAUAAACACUUUUAGUGAACAAAAUUCCUGCUCGCUACCAAGGAGUAGAAUAAGGAUAAAGACUCAUUGACAAAAAUGCUGAAUGACUUAACUGGGAUGUUUAAUGCGAAACCCUGAAUGAUAGAAAUCGAUAAAAUUAACGAUAUUUUGGAGACGAAAGCAUCAAGUGAGGAGUUUAGAAAGCUGAAAAUUGAUAUUUUGCCAAAAAUUGAAGAUUUUGGGAAUAAGCUUGACAAGUUUUCAAGAGAUUUAAAGUCUUUUGAAGCAGCACAAGCAAGAUUUGAUGAAAUUAUUUUGACAAAAGGAUCAAAGGAAGAUAUAUCACAAAAAAUCUGAUUUAAAUCAUUAAAUAAGCAAUUUUUUAAUUAAUUUAGUUUUAAUAUUAAAUACUGGCCUAAUUGUGAUAUUCUUAAUAAACUUCCUUAUAAAAAAAAUCCAAAAUUUCCAAUCAACUCUCUUAAAACAAGAAGUUUUUUACUCCUCAGUUUCCGAACUCAACAUAAAAAUCAGCUCAACAGAAGAGCAGCUCAAAGAAAUGCUGGUAAGCAUAGAAAAUAUUAUUGAGGACAUCAAUAAAUACGGACUCAGCAGUCAGUCACAGAAAACCCAGUCCAGAGAUUACGCCGCUCUUUAUAACUCAAUAUCAGAUCUCAAAGAAGCUAUUUCUUCUAAAGCAGAAAAAACUGAUUUAUUCCAAAUUUCUGCAAAAAUGGCAGAAAAAAAUGAUUUCGAAAAUUUAAAAAAUAAUUGCGACACUUUAGUCAGACAGUUCCAACAAGCAGUCCAGCUGCAAAGCGAAACCCUUAAAACAAUGCUGAGAACUGCAGAUAGUGCGAUUAAAAAAGACAAAGUAAGGGUGGAAUUGUCAAGAAAUACUAAUAUUUUGCUUACUUGAAUAAAUAGCAGACUGCCUCCAGUUAAGCUUGAUAAUUCUGUUAAUUGUGGGUCAAAAUUAUCAGCGCUGCUGCUGUCAAGGACUACGCCAUCUCCUGACCAUAAAAUUGAAAGAGCGACUCCUAAUAUAUGGAAACGGUCUUUAUCAAGAAGAGAAAAAAGACUGGUGAUAUCUUCUCAUGCUUAUAGAGCAUCAGUUGAUUUGCCAUAG
Molecule: messenger RNA, 2208 nt
Organism: Blepharisma stoltei
Lineage: Eukaryota; Ciliophora; Heterotrichea; Heterotrichida; Blepharismidae
Source: the annotation of a GenBank genome assembly